AAAUAAAAAAGACUUCUUCCGAAAAAUCGUAUCAUUCAACAGACAUUGUUUCUACAACUUUACAGCAAUCUUCCCCAGAAACAAGUCCCACAAUUCAACAAACAGAGACAUCACCAGAAACAAGUCCCACGAUUCAACAAACAGAGACAUCACCAGAAACAAGUCCCACAAGUCAACAAACAGAAACAUCGCCAGAAACAAGUCCCACAAGUCAACAAACAGAGACAUCACCAGAAGCAAGUCCCACUAUUCAACAAACAGAGACAUCACCAGAAACAAGUCCCACAAGUCAACAAACAGAAACAUCGCCAGAAACAAGUCCCACAAGUCAUCAAACAGAGACAUCACCAGAAACAAGUCCCACAAUUCAACAAACAGAGACAUCACCAGAAACAAGUCCCACAAGUCAACAAACAGAGACAUCACCAGAAACAAGUCCCACUAUUCAACAAACAGAGACAUCACCAGAAACAAGUCCCACUAUUCAACAAACAGAGACAUCGCCA
This is a messenger RNA of Saccostrea cuccullata (small rock oyster), 506 nucleotides long. RefSeq lists its product as uncharacterized. The record is from RefSeq and is a predicted model, not a curated record. NCBI's taxonomy places the organism in Eukaryota, Metazoa, Mollusca, Bivalvia, Ostreida, Ostreidae. The annotation marks the transcript as partial. The transcript has a single exon.